Fusarium oxysporum Fo47 is the source of this 469-nucleotide messenger RNA. RefSeq lists its product as uncharacterized. The transcript has a single exon. The coding region runs from base 72 to 359 and encodes 95 amino acids. NCBI's taxonomy places the organism in Eukaryota, Fungi, Ascomycota, Sordariomycetes, Hypocreales, Nectriaceae. The record is from RefSeq and is a predicted model, not a curated record.
CUGUAAUUGGCAAUUAUGGUUCAUGGACAACAUCAGAGUUUUGUCCCUCGCACGAGACUUGGAUUUGUUCAAUGCCUGGCUAUAAGUUCAUUUUCUCAAUCCUGGCAUUUUGGUUGCUGCAGAAUAAUUUCACUAUCUGCUUGUCAUUUUGCCCAGUCAUCCAUUCUGUCUCUCUUACGUGUGAAUUGGCACCAUUCCAGCGCUUGCCCUUUUGCCACAGAGCCAAAGCUUGUCGCCCGCCUUCAGCGGUAAACCAUGGGUUUCGACUCUUCAACUGGUCAACGAACCCAAUUGACCUCUAUUUUACUGACCUCGAUAUUUGCAAGAUUGUUCAGCACGAAAAAUUGACCCACGGGUAAACUCCAUUGUCAACGUAAUGCCCCUGCUGCGUAUAUAGAUCCGAACUUGGAGAUCGUCUCCAAGACAACGUGGCCGAGUGGUUAAGGCGAUGCCCUGCUAUCUCUUCUGA